Molecule: messenger RNA, 919 nt
Organism: Oncorhynchus masou masou (cherry salmon)
Lineage: Eukaryota; Metazoa; Chordata; Actinopteri; Salmoniformes; Salmonidae
Exons: 1
Source: RefSeq, a predicted model, not a curated record
UCUUUAAAGCCCCUCCGCUGUGCCACCACAUCUCCUCACUCCCUCCACUGUGCCACUACAUCUCCUCACUCCCUCCGCUGUGGCACCACAUCUCCUCACUCCCUCCACUGUGCCACCACAUCUCCUCACUCCCUCCACUGUGCCACCACAUCUCCCCACUCCCUCCGCUGUGCCACUACAUCUCCUCACUCCCUUUGCUGUGGCACCACAUCUCCUCACUCCCUCCACUGUGCCACCACAUCUCCCCACUCCCUCCGCUGUGCCACUACAUCUCCUCACUCCCUCCGCUGUGGCACCACAUCUCCUCACUCCCUCCACUGUGCCACCACAUCUCCCCACUCCCUCCGCUGUGCCACUACAUCUCCUCACUCCCUCCGCUGUGCCACUACAUCUCCUCACUCCCUCCGCUGUGCCACUACAUCUCCCCACUCCCUCCACUGUGCCACUACAUCUCCUCACUCCCUCCGCUGUGCCACCACAUCUCCUCACUCCCUCCGCUGUGCCACCACAUCUCCUCACUCCCUCCGCUGUGCCACUACAUCUCCUCACUCCCUCCGCUGUGCCACCACAUCUCCUCACUCCCUCCGCUGUGCCACCACAUCUCCUCACUCCCUCCGCUGUGCCACUACAUCUCCUCACUCCCUCCGCUGUGGCACCACAUCUCCUCACUCCCUCCGCUGUGCCACCACAUCUCCUCACUCCCUCCACUGUGCCACUACAUCUCCCCACUCCCUCCGCUGUGCCACCACAUCUCCUCACUCCCUCUGCUGUGCCACCACAUCUCAUCACUCCCUCCACUGUGCCACUACAUCUCCCCACUCCCUCCGCUGUGCCACCACAUCUCCUCACUCCCUCCGCUGUGCCACCACAUCUCCUCACUCCCUCCACUGUGCCACCACAUCUCCUCACUCCCUCCACU